Messenger RNA from Ascochyta rabiei, 300 nucleotides. RefSeq lists its product as uncharacterized. NCBI's taxonomy places the organism in Eukaryota, Fungi, Ascomycota, Dothideomycetes, Pleosporales, Didymellaceae. The record is from RefSeq and is a predicted model, not a curated record. The transcript has a single exon. The coding region runs from base 1 to 300 and encodes 99 amino acids.
AUGCCUCCGUUGUCGUUGUUGUCGUCGCUGCCGCCAGCGGCCCAGGGCGCACAAUUGUACUCGCCGUCGCGAUUGCCGUCCCCUGGCGAUUGGGGUGUUUCGGAUGAGGAUUCUGUCGUCUCGCGGCUGUCACGGCCAGCAACACCAGCGUCUAGUGUUGCUGGAGAGAGUACUGCUGUUAGCGACGCGUUGGGUGAAGAAGAGGACAGGUCAGAGACUCCUAGCGAUCACAACAACGCUGGAGAUAUUGUACCUGGUCGCACGGUCCGUCGACGCGCCUAUAGAGCUCGAAAACGUUAA